UUUUCGUCUGCUGGAAGUGUAGUAAUAGUAAAAAGUUUAUUUUUAAAAAAUGUGUACCACUUAAAAUAUAUUAGUGCAUCGAAAUGAAUCCCUUUUCUCCGCCUGACAGCCUAUUAAUUGAUGGAAUUCCUGUAACAUUGCCAGUAUUGAAUGGGGAUAAAGAAAGUUUGUCUCCAAAGGCUACCUUUCAGAAACCGUGCUGGGUACCGGAUGGGGAAGCACACUCUUGUUUAAAUUGUGGUUUAAAGUUUUCUCAGUUGAGACGGAAACAUCAUUGCAGAAACUGCGGCAAAAUAUUUUGUUCCAAAUGCUGCUCUGGAAAGAUGUGCUUGCCUCACUUUGACAUAAAUGAGCCAGAAAAAGUGUGCCUUAAUUGCCUGUUAAUUGUUGAAUUGAUGACUAAAUCUAAAUCUGAAGAUAUGAGUUUGAAAUAUGAAGCUGUUACUGGAUUGUGUAACCUUACAAAAACCACUUCUGGUUUGUGCAAAGUUAUAGAAUCAGGCGGCAUCCAUAUUAUGUUAUCCAUGACUGUCAAUGGAGAUUUGAAUUUAAAGUGUGCUAUUGCUUCUGCCUUGCACAGUAUAACUCAAAGUAUGAUGUUAAACUCAUUUCUUGUCGAAGCUGGGUGCUUGAAAGCUCUAAAAAAUUUGUUGGAAACAUCUCAUGAUUGUAAUGAAUUGUUGAAUGAUUCCUUAAGUGCCUUAAAUUUGUUAUGCAUGGAUCCUAACAUUAGAAUAAAAGUAUUAAAGGAAGGAUUUGUUCCCUCACUGUUUACUGUUGUGCGUUGUACUGGAACAUCUGCUGUAUUUGCUGCAAGAAUUUUGCAAUUUUUAGUUUGUAAUUUUGAUCAUCAUGACUUUAUACUGCAGAAUCAUAAACAUAUCAUAUCAGACUUGUUUGAUGGCUUUCAAAAUGAAGAUUAUCAGAUGCAGACAUGUUUAUCGAAAAUGCUGAUGCACUUUUCUGCUGGUUCAGACACAUUUCGCCAACUAAUAUUACAGGAAGAUAUUUCAAGAGGAUUUCCUCUAUUAUAUCUUCUGAAAGGUUCUUCUCCAAAUGUGCUGAUCAAUGCGGUGUGUAUAAUUGCAAAUUUCUCUCUGCAGAUGAACCAAGAAUUUUCUCACAAAUAUAUUACAGCUUUGUGUGAGUUGCUUACAUUUUUAACUGAUGAUUCCAGUGAUGUGUUAGCACAUGUAGGAAGAGGUCUUGCAAAUUUUGCUGAGUGCUCAUCAAAUUCACUUCACUUGGUUCAUAAUUUGCAAACCAUUGCUCUAAAAUUAUUGAAAUCCACAUCAGAAGCUCCUCGAAUUCAUGGCUGUAGACUUAUAAACUAUCUUUUCUCUUCUGAGCCAACUUUCACUUUGGAUAUUUUAUCUCAAUCAGGAAUGGAUGAAUUUAUCGAAACCAUUUUUGAUCUCCCUGGAAUAACUGAUGUUUUAAAUAAUUUGCUUUUGAGGAAGGUAUCUAGACUUUCUAUUUCUCAAAAACUGUGACAAUUGUAUUUUAAAAGAUCAACAAAAUCUGUGAUAAUAUAUUUAAUAAGAAACAUGGAAAUUAUUAAUGUUUUGUAUAGAUGUUAAAAUGAGAAUUUUUACUGAGAACGGCUUGCACAAUGCUUUGUCCACCUAGAAAGUACUUUUAUUAUUCUGAAAUAUUUCAUUUUUGUGAUAUAUUGUAUAAUCUUACUGAACAAUACUUUCUAGUCAAAAUUUAAAUGAUUUCUAGAGAUUAAAAUUUCAUAAAUCUUG
This is a messenger RNA of Uloborus diversus, 1748 nucleotides long. RefSeq lists its product as uncharacterized. Bases 84 to 1493 code for a protein of 469 amino acids. The transcript is spliced from 14 exons. The record is from RefSeq and is a predicted model, not a curated record. Lineage: Eukaryota; Metazoa; Arthropoda; Arachnida; Araneae; Uloboridae. Gene Ontology annotation, molecular function: metal ion binding.